GUCAGUGCGUCUCCAGCUAGGGAGAGCUUCAGUGCUUCACGUAGAUUUACACUGGGGUAGAGAGGAGAUCCACAGGUCACUCCGGCUAAACCGCACUGAGCCUUGCUCCUCCCUCCCUCUCCACCUCUCUACUCAGCAAUGUCUCGACGGAAACAGCGCAAACCCCAGCAGUUAAUCUCCGACAGCGAAGGUCCCAGCGCAUCUGAUAACGGUGAUGCCAGUGUGGAGGACCACCCCCAAGUCUGUGCCAAAUGCUGCGCGCAAUUCACUAACCCGACAGAAUUCCUCGCUCACCAGAACGCAUGUUCCACCGACCCUCCAGUAAUGGUGAUAGUCGGGGGCCAGGAGAACCCCACUUCAGCCUCCUCCGAACCCCGGGCCGAGAGCCACAGUAGUCCUCAGGUCAUGGACACAGAACACAGCAACCCUCCAGAUUCUGGGUCCUCUGGGCUCACGGAUCCCACUUGGGGACCAGAGCGGAGAGAAGAAUCUUCUGGGCAUUUUCUGGUCGCUGCCACAGGUACAGCUGCUGGCGGAGGUGGGGGGGUGAUCUUGGCCAGUCCCAAACUGGGAGCAACCCCAUUGCCUCCAGAAUCCACCGCAGCACCCCCUCCUCCACCACCUCCUCCUCCACCCCCUGGGAUAGGCAGUGGCCACUUGAACAUUCCUCUGAUCUUGGAAGAGCUGCGGGUGCUACAGCAGCGCCAGAUCCAUCAGAUGCAGAUGACUGAGCAGAUCUGCCGCCAGGUGCUGCUGCUGGGCUCCUUAGGGCCGACAGUUGGCGCCCCUGCCAGUCCUGCAGAGCUUCCUGGGGCAGGAACUGCAUCCUCCACCAAACCCCUACUGCCCCUCUUCAGCCCCAUUAAGCCUGUUCAAACUGGCAAGACACUGGUACCUUCCUCCUCCUCUUCCUCUUCCUCAGGGGCAGAAGCACCUAAACAGGCUUUCUUCCACCUUUACCACCCACUUGGAUCACAGCAUCCCUUCUCUGCUGGAGGGGUUGGGAGAAGCCACAAGGCCACCCCUGCCCCUUCCCCCGCCCUGACUGGCAGCACAGAUCAGCUGAUUGCCUCCCCACAUCUGGCUUUCCCAGGCACCACAGGACUACUGGCAGCAGCACAGUGUCUUGGGGCAGGACGGGGCCUUGAGGCUGCUGCCUCCCCAGGGCUCUUGAAGCCAAAGAAUGGAAGUGGUGAGCUGGGCUAUGGGGAAGUGAUGGGUCCCUUGGAAAAGCCUGGUGGAAGGCACAAAUGCCGCUUCUGUGCCAAAGUAUUUGGCAGUGACAGUGCCCUGCAGAUCCACCUUCGUUCCCACACGGGUGAGAGGCCCUAUAAGUGCAAUGUCUGUGGUAACCGCUUUACCACACGAGGCAACCUCAAAGUGCACUUCCACCGACAUCGGGAGAAGUACCCACAUGUGCAAAUGAACCCACAUCCUGUUCCAGAACACCUAGACUACAUCAUCACCAGCAGCGGCCUGCCUUAUGGUAUGUCUGUGCCACCAGAGAAAGCUGAAGAAGAUACAACCAUACCAGGUGGAGGUAUUGACCGCAAGCCCCUGGUGGCCUCCACCACAGCACUCAGUGCCACAGAGAGCCUGACACUGCUCUCCACUGGUGCAGGCACAGCCACGGCUUCUGGGCUCCCUACCUUCAAUAAGUUUGUGCUCAUGAAAGCAGUGGAGCCCAAGAAUAAAGCUGAUGAAAACACUCCCCCGGGGAGCGAAGGUUCAGCCAUUAGUGGGGUGGCAGAAAGUGGUACAGCUACUCGAAUGCAGUUAAGUAAGCUGGUGACAUCACUACCAAGCUGGGCACUGCUUACCAACCACUUCAAGUCCACUGGCAGUUUCCCCUUCCCCUAUGUGUUAGAACCCUUGGGAACUUCUCCCUCCGAGACAUCAAAGCUACAGCAGCUGGUAGAAAAGAUUGACCGCCAAGGAGUGGUGGCAGUGGCCUCUACUGCCUCAGGGGCCCCCACCACUUCUACCCCUGCGCCUUCAUCCUCAGCCUCUUCUGGACCUAACCAGUGUGUCAUCUGUCUCCGGGUACUGAGCUGCCCUCGCGCCCUACGCCUGCAUUAUGGCCAACAUGGAGGAGAGCGACCAUUCAAAUGUAAAGUGUGUGGCAGAGCCUUCUCCACCAGAGGCAAUCUGCGUGCACAUUUUGUGGGCCACAAGACCAGUCCAGCCACAAGGGCCCAAAACUCCUGCCCCAUCUGCCAGAAGAAGUUCACUAAUGCUGUCACUCUGCAGCAACAUGUUCGGAUGCAUCUGGGAGGCCAGAUUCCAAACGGUGGUACCACACUCCCUGAGGGUAAUGGGGCUUCCCAGGAGAAUGCUUCUGAGCAGUGUGCAGUCCCUGGGUCAGGGAGCUGCCCCCAGCAGCAGUCCCAGCAGCCAUCAGCAGAAGAGUUGUCUGAGGAUGAGGAGGAAGAUGAAGAGGAGGAGGAAGAUGUGACAGAUGAAGAUUCCCUAGCAGGAAGGGGCUCAGAGAGUGGAGGUGAGAAGGCAGUAUCAGUUCGAGGUGACUCAGAAGAGGUAUCUGGGGCAGAGGAGGAGGUGGGAACAGUGGUAGCAGCGCCUGCAGCAGGGAAGGAAAUCGACAGUAAUGAGAAAGCUACUCAACCGGCUUCUCUGCCACCACUUCCACCUGACAGCCUGGAACUUCCUCAGCCAAUGGAGCAAGGAAACACUGAUUUUACAGGAGACAUGAAAGAGGGGACCAAACUAGAGAGAAGCUCAACCCCAGUAACAGCACUCAGCCAAGAAGGGGAAGGCACUGGCACUUCCCUGAUGGAGGACCUGAGCUUGCAGGAAGCUAUGAGAAAGGAGCCGGGAGAGAGCAGCAGCAGCAGAAAGGCCUGUGAAGUGUGUGGCCAGACCUUUUCCACCCAGACAGCUCUGGAGGAGCAUCAGAAGACCCACCCCAAGGAGGGGUCGCUCUUCACAUGUGUCUUCUGCAGGCAGGGCUUCCUUGAGCGUGCUAUCCUCAAAAAGCAUAUGCUGCUGGCUCACCACCAGGUACAGUCCUUUACAUCCCAUGGCCCUCAGAAUAUUGCGGCUCUUUCCCUGGUCCCUGGCUGUUCCCCUUCUAUCGCUUCUCCAGGUCUCUCCCCUUUCCCUCAAAAAGAUGAUCCCACGAUCCCAUAAGCCUGUUUUUUGUUUUGUUUUGUUUUUGAUUCUGCUACUUUUUGACCCAGGGAGCAGCAGCUGAGGGUUCCAUAGUAGGACCUCCAAGAUUUACGCACUCUUAUGUUGUCUUUUUCUCUGCAUUCUUACAUGGUAAAUCUGUAGUGCUUUUUCUCUAGUCCCUAAGCUUAGAAAUUGUGACGUAAAAGGGUAUGAUCCCUUAUGCUACUUUUAGCCCCUUUUAAUGACCUGAAGAAAAUAGAUUCUGUACACACUACAGCUUUCACAUUCUCAAAGGAGUGCCUCUCUUCUUCCUCUCUUUCCUUUUGGCACCUGAGCCAGCAGCUAUCUCUGAAGGGCCCAGUGGCACUCCUUAGUGGUGACCAGGUCUCUCUGCAGGACUUCUUGUCCUAGGCCUUCUUACAUGUCUUGUGGGAGGUGAAUUCUGUACCUUUCCACAACUAGCAUAGCUUUCCUGUCCUGUGGCCUACCUGCCAAACCCAGAGUUGCAGAUCCACCUCCACCACUACUUCAGGCCUGGCUCUGGCAGUGCUGUUCUACCAACAACAGGAUCUAGAGAGGCCUCGGAGAAGAUAGUACCCUUCCUCCUAUUUCAGCCUCCAACAUCCAAGGCAGUGCCUGUGAAGCCCGCCAGAGAAAAUAAGUAACAAACUAAAUUCCUUCUCCCUCCCUCUGCUCCAGAAGCAGUGAAGAUGUUUUAGUAAUUAGUGGCUCAACCACAGGAGAUAAGGAGGAAUGAAGGGCUUGUUGGAACACUCUUUCUAGUAAAUCUUUGAUUUGUCCCAUUAAGGCGGAGGUGUUGGUUGGUCGGUAUCUUAUUCAUCAUAGUCUGUCAAAUUUGGGGGAAUAAGCAGGUUAUUUUUACCAAAAGGUCUCCCAUGAGACAUUUUGGGAUAUGUGAAGUUUAUGUCAUUGAAGAACAUUGUUGGUGAUAGUCAUUCAUGAAGUAAUGAUGGAGAGUUGAGGAAUGUUGUUAAAGCAUAGGGAUUGCUCGGAACCUAUGUGAUGAGGAAAGGGACUUGAUAUCAGGGAGGGGGACUUGAAUUCUUGUGAAUGUGAACGUUCUCAUGAAUAUUCCUUUGGCUUAUAGUGAGUGACAUAGUGUGCAACAGUGCACCAGGCAUCAUGGGGGAUUUCCUAGCACUAGUGUGCUUCUAGUUGUAGAUUACUCCCUCUUUUAUUCUUGGGCUCCUUGGAUUUUCCUUAUCUUCCUCUCAAAACCUCUUUCCAGUUUUGCCUGUUAAUGGACCAGAGCUUAUGUCUUUGCUUUUGUCUGGUUCUAAGAGUUCCAGACUUUGAGAGACAAGCUCCAGGUGGUUCCUCCCUGCUUUUCUGUCUUGUAAUGAGAUAUAGUGUUUACUCUUAACUAACAUAGGAUCAUUUGAAACAGUUUUGAGGAGGAGGCAAGAGGGUUUUGCUAUUGACUGACUUAAAUGGUGACUUAAAGUAAUGGCCUCCAGAACUUCCUAAUGUAGUGAAAUGUUAAGAGCAAAGAUGGGAGAUACUGGUAUCUUUCCUUUCAUCAUUAAAGGUGUUUUGGCCAAA
This is a messenger RNA of Jaculus jaculus (lesser Egyptian jerboa), 4692 nucleotides long. It is a transcript of the gene Sall2, whose product is annotated as spalt like transcription factor 2. Lineage: Eukaryota; Metazoa; Chordata; Mammalia; Rodentia; Dipodidae. The record is from RefSeq and is a predicted model, not a curated record. Gene Ontology annotation, molecular function: DNA-binding transcription factor activity, RNA polymerase II-specific; RNA polymerase II cis-regulatory region sequence-specific DNA binding. The coding region runs from base 139 to 3147 and encodes 1002 amino acids. Gene Ontology annotation, biological process: regulation of transcription by RNA polymerase II. The transcript is spliced from 2 exons. Gene Ontology annotation, cellular component: nucleus.